Molecule: messenger RNA, 1520 nt
Organism: Poecilia latipinna (sailfin molly)
Lineage: Eukaryota; Metazoa; Chordata; Actinopteri; Cyprinodontiformes; Poeciliidae
Product: tripartite motif-containing protein 16-like
Exons: 1
Molecular function (GO): zinc ion binding
Source: RefSeq, a predicted model, not a curated record
UGAAACGCUAGAGACUCCCUGCUGUUCAGAGCUGAAAUGGAACAACCAAGAUGUCAAACGGACUCUAGGAAGUUCUCCUGUUCCAUCUGUUUGGAUCUACUGAAGGAUCCGGUGACUAUUCCCUGUGGACACAGUUACUGUAUGAACUGUAUUAAAUGCCACUGGGAUGAAGAAGAGCAGAGGAGAAUCCCCAGCUGCCCUCAGUGCAGGAAAGAGUUCAUACCGAAGCCUGGUCUGGAGAAAAGCAUCAUGUUAGCUGAGUUGGUGGAGGAGCUGAAGAAGACUGGACUCCAAGCUGCUCCUGCUGAUCACUGCUAUGCUGGACCUGAAGAUGUGGCCUGUGAUGUCUGCACUGGGAGGAAGAGAAAAGCUGUCAAGUCCUGUUUAUCCUGUUCAGCUUCUUAUUGUCAGGAUCACCUCCAACCUCAUUAUGAUGUCCCUGAAUUGAAGAAACACAAACUGGUGGAUCCCUCCAAGAACCUCAAGGAGAACAUCUGCUCUCGUCAUGAUGAGGUGAUGAAGAUCUUCUGUCGUACUGAUCAGCAGUGUAUCUGUUAUCUCUGCACUAUGGAUGAACAUAAAGGCCAUGAAACAGUCCCAGCUGCAGCAGAAAGAGAUGAGAAGCAGAAGAAGCUCCAGAAGUGUCAACAACAAAUCCAUCAGAGAAUCCAGGACCGAGAGAAAGAUGUGAAGCUGCUUCAACAGGAGGUGGAGGUCAUCAAUCGCUCUGCUGAUAAAACAGUGGAGGACAGUGAGAAGAUCUUCACUGAGCUGAUCCGUCUCCUCCAGAAAAGAAGCUCUGAUGUGAAGCAGCAGAUCAGAUCCCAGCAGGAAACUGAAGUGAGUCGAGUCAAAGAUGUUCAGGAGAAGCUGGAGCAGGAGAUCACUGAGCUGAAGAGGAAAGACGCUGAGCUGGAGCAGCUCUCAAUCACAGAGGAUCACAACCAGUUUCUCCUCAACUACCCCUCACUGCCAGCACUCAGGGAGUCGACACACUCAUCCAGGGUCAAGAUCCGUCCUCUGAGACACUUUGAGGACGUGACAGCAGCUGUGUCAGAGCUCAGAGACAAACUACAGGACGUCCUGAGAGACUCAUGGACAAACAUCUCAGUGAAGGUCACUGAGGUGGAUGUUCUUCUGUCAGAACCAGAACCAGAACCAAACAGCAGAGCUGAAUUCUUAAAAUACUCUCGAGAAAUCACUCUGGAUCCAAAUACAGCAAACAGGAAGCUGUUAUUAUCUGAGGGGAGCAGAAAAGUAUCAGGACCUAAAGAGGAAGAUGAAGAGUCGGAAGAUGAAGAGUCGGAAGAUGAAGAGUCGGAAGAUGAAGAGACGGAAGAUGAAGAGUCGGAAGAUGAAGAGUCGGAAGAUGAACUUUAUCCUGGUCAUCCAGACAGAUUCACUCAUCAUCCUCAGGUCCUGAGCAGAGAGAGUCUGAUUGGACGUUGUUACUGGGAGGUGGAGAGGGGAGGAGGAGCAGUUCUUGUAGCAGUUUCAUACAAGAGCAACAGAAAAAGAUG